AUGUCUUGCGUACAUUAUCAGCAAUCAAAUCCAUCGAAGGAGAGAAGUUACUUCGAUGGCCAAUACAGUAAUCGUUACAAUUUACCUCCGCAAUAUACACCGCGAUCUGACAAUUAUAGAUCAGGUUAUUGUACCACAGGAUGGAGAGAUUUAGACUUUCAAGGAAAUCACGAAGGAUUCAAAGAAACUCCGACAUCAGGAAGAAUUGAACCAUCUUAUGGAGAUACUCGAUUACAAGUAGGAAGGACUGCACCGAUCUAUAAGCAGGAGACAACAAAACAUGGGGAUGCGACCGUGAUGGAGAAGAUACAAACGAAAAUGAAAUUCCUCGAGGAUAGCAAUAUUGUGAUGCAGACGCGUAAUCAAAAUCUUAUCACCGAGAACAAAGCCCUCACGGCUCAAUUAAAAGAGGAACGGAGUGAGAUAAAAAGAUUAGAGAAGAGGCUGACUUUGCUUCGAGAGGAGCUCGAUUUUGAAAGAUCAAAGAUUGAGGAAAUGAAGAAAGAAGCAGAAGAUGGAAAAAAAAUGUCAAUGGGUAGAACUACCGAAACAUCAACUACGAAUAUCAUACAUAAGGCUGAUCGUGGAGUGCAAGUCUGGGCAGUAUGCAUGGGUUGUCAAAGAAAAUUAGAAAGUUGUGAGAAACAACCUCCUACUGUCACAAUUACGAAAUCAGAAUUAGAAGUAUUGGAAAAGGAUAUGCAAACUCUUCGAGAUACCAUAAUUGCACGAGAGGAAGCAUGGGAUAAGGCAAUGGAACGAGAACAUAAUUAUAGACAACAGUUGACAAGAUUAACCACAGAGACGAUCACAGCUCGUCAUCUUUCGGAAACACGUAACGAGGAACUCAAAAUUGCGACAAACACAUUAUUGGAGAAGGAAUCAGAGUUGAAGUCAUUACAGAAGGACAACUUGUAUCUGAACAAAUUAAUCGCGAAACUGUACAAUUACCAAAGGGGACAAGAGGGAUGUCAAAGGAACAUUUUGGCAGCUGAAUUAAAUGAGAAAGAUCAAAGAUUUAUCGAAGAAAUCAUUCGACGAAUAAAUGGGAAAAGUAAGCAGAAACCAAAAUCAAAAAGUUGCUGUUCGGAGAAAACACCACAUUGUUGCUCUCAUCAAUCUACUCCUCGUGAGAAGACUUCAAGAUCCGCAAAAGAUCAGACAGGUUAUUCGAAAGAAAUGAAACGGUAA
Apis laboriosa (Himalayan honeybee) is the source of this 1191-nucleotide messenger RNA. RefSeq lists its product as uncharacterized. The transcript has 8 exons. Lineage: Eukaryota; Metazoa; Arthropoda; Insecta; Hymenoptera; Apidae. Bases 1 to 1191 code for a protein of 396 amino acids. The record is from RefSeq and is a predicted model, not a curated record.